Messenger RNA from Suillus paluster, 624 nucleotides. RefSeq lists its product as uncharacterized. The record is from RefSeq and is a predicted model, not a curated record. NCBI's taxonomy places the organism in Eukaryota, Fungi, Basidiomycota, Agaricomycetes, Boletales, Suillaceae. Bases 1 to 624 code for a protein of 207 amino acids. The transcript is spliced from 4 exons.
AUGAUCACUCGGUUACAUGCCAUGUACCAGCGAUCCAGAAAGGUCUUGAUACUCCUCGGUGUCGUCUUCCUGGUUGUCAAUAUCGCGAGCAUAGCGAUCAGCGCAAUAAUAACGAACCAUACUAUUUCAGGGGAGGAGCUCAUUCUCUCCGGCACCUAUCAGUGCACUAUGAACUCUGAGGCAGAUCUCGCGCCUCUGGCGUCCAUGAUUUGGAUACUGUGGACUGUAUGGGAGGUCCUCGCACUGUGUCUCGCUGUCUGGAUUGCUGUAAAACACUUCCGAGAACUGCGACGGCAAUCGGCAGGAGGGAUUCUCGGAGACUGUUUCACGGUGUUGAUGAAAUCUCAUGUGGGCUACUUUGCGAGCUUUCUUGCUGCUUCGAGCUUCGAGCUCGGUUAUGACUCAUCGACGAUGCCAGCGGACACAUAUUCCCUGGAAGUCCACAUUUAUGCUGGGUUUCUUGAAAUAUUUAUGGCUGUGCAGUUGCUUGUGCUGGGACCACGUCUCAUCCUUGACGUUCGAGAAUAUUACGCUAAGCUCGUGGAGGACUCAGAUGCAGCAACUGCCAUGACUUCAAUUGCCUUCCAGGAGCGUGUCCAUGUGUCAACUAGCAGUAGUGUGUAG